AAGUUGAAAAGCACAUGGAAUGAUGUGGGAAGAAAAUCGUUAAAACUUCAUUUUUUGAGCCUUUUUCUUCCGCGAUUCAGCAUGGCUGAUAUGGAAAUAGUACGGCAGUUCAACAGCGAGUUAUCGACCCUCUAUGCGACGAAACCGCCAAUUUCAAAGGCAAAAGUCACGUCGAUAACUCGCUUGGCUUUAAAAGCAGCAAAGUAUUACAAGCAUGUUGUUCAGAGCUUGGAAAAAUUUGUCCAAAAGUGUCGUCCGGAGUACAAAGUCCCAGCGUUGUAUGUGAUUGACUCAAUAAUUAGGCAGUCCAGACACCAGUUUGGAGCGGACAAAGAUGUUUUUGGACCCAGAUUUGGACGAAAUAUCACAAACUCUUUUCAAAACUUCUUCAAAUGUUUACCAGAGGAACAGAGCAAGCUUAUAAAGGUUCUGAAUUUAUGGCAGAAGAACAAAGUAUACACACCAGAAGUCAUACAACCUUUGCUUAACAUGGCGCUCACUGGACCCAUGACAGAAAAUCAAGGCAAAUUGAACGAAGAUGUAAAGGCUGUUCCUGCUGACACAACUCAACCUGUUGUGGAUCACAUGACACAGCACCACGCAUCGGAGGAGUCUGUUGCUAUGGAAACCCCGCAGGAGCAAGCGUACAUUGCUCUGCUCCAGCAACAACAGGAUGAACAGAUGCGCCACAUUCGGGAACUCGAAGCUCGCUUGCAACGGCAGCAAAAAAAGUCUCAACAAAUACAGGAAGGGCAGCCACCCCACGCCCCUCAAUUGCAAGGGCAUGAUCAGGGGGGUGCGGCAAAAUUUAAACUCCCCACUGAAGUGUUUGCACAGAUCCAAGCAUUGACCGGCAUGGUCAACCAGCCGGGGUCGAACCCCCCUGAAAGUUAUAGAAGUGGACAGUAUUCAGGGGGGGAAGAAAAUUAUGAACAGACCACCAAUCGUAGAGCAUACGAGGGGAACAAACGCCCUGAUGAAUAUGCUGAACAACAGUAUGAUUCCCAAGAAGAGUUAUACCCUCCUGGACGGUAUGCUGGGGCUAAACAACAAAUCACGAAUGCGAGUUACCAGCAGUCAUUUCGACCUGACUUUGAUGAGCAAGGGAACAACAAUUAUAUCGCUCAACAGCAGCAUCAAGAGUUUGUGGAUGACUUUGACUAUGGCGAUGAUCAAGAUGAUCAACAGCGUAUUGAAGAAAAGAAACGGCAGUUAGAAGAGGAAGCCAGCAGACUGAAGACCUCAAGUUCUUUCAGACAAGAUGAUACAAUCAAUGCUCGCCAGCGGAUGGAAGAACAGUUUCGACAACAGCAACAAAUUACCAGCAACGUUCCACCCCAGGCCGUCCCUGAAACUCGGCCAGUGCCAGAAACACUUCACCCAAAGAGUGAUUCGGCUAUUGCAGCCUUUCAGCCAUCGUUCACGGCGCCAGGCAAGCCGGCCCGAAGUCGCUCGAGAUCGCCUCGGGAACGAAAACACCGCGACAGUGACCGAGAAAAUGCCAGUUAUGGUGACAGAGACCGUGACAGGGAUCGAGGGCGCGAAAGGCAGACGGACGGUUCUGAGCGAAAUCGACAACGGAAUCGUGGUGAACGCGAGGAUCGUGAACGAACACGCGUGGAUCGUGGAGACCGAGAUAGACCACGCGAAGAUCGGGACAGAUUGCGCUCGGAUCGCGAGGGUCGUGAUAAAGCGCGUGGGGACCGUGAUAGGGCACGCGAGGAACGCGAAAGGCCACGCGAGGAGCGUGAAAGGCAACGCGACGAACGCGAAAGGCCACGGGAGGAUCGCGACCGGUCACGCGAUGACCGCGAAAGGCCACGCGAGGAACGGGAGAGAUCGCGUGAAGAGCGUGGAAGAGAAUCAGAUAAAGAGAUGCAAAUAAAAGAAACGCCUUCAGAGGAAAAGAAGGAAGUGAAAAAUGAAAAAUGGAUUCCUCCAAUUAAAGAGGGACACGUCAGUGUGUGCAGUCGAACUAUUUGGCUUGGCAGAAUGCAUAGAAAUACGACGAAAGAAACGCUGGAAGAAAUGUUUGAAGAAUUUGGCAAAGUACAGAUUAUUGAUAUGAUCCCGCCCAGAGGAUGUGCUUAUAUUCAAAUGGCCGAACGCGAGGCCGCAUAUUAUUCUCUUUCAAGCAGGCAUAUUUUGAAGCAAAAUUACAAGCUCGCUUGGGCUCCAGCUAAAAGUGCAAAAGAUUACAAAGAACACUUUGACAAAGAGCUUGGAGUGACCUACAUACCUGCUGCUAAACUCCAGGAGUCUAAGGAUACCGUCUCGUCGCUUUCUGAAGGCGGCUGGAUCGAUCCCAGAACAAUCCCCGAAUUUUUACAUAAAAAGGAAGAGGCUUCUGCUGCAGCUUCGUCGACGACGGGGGCCGAACAAGCACCGGGGGUAUUAGGAACACCUCUAGGGCCUCCCCCUUUCGCUGGCAUGCCACCCGGCGUGCCUCCAGGAAUACCCCGCUUCCCUCUCGGGAUCCCGGGAAUGCCUAUGCCCGGCGUUCCACCCCCGGGGAUGAACCUUCCUAGGUUACCGGGUAUGCCGUUUCAGCCGGGUAUGGGGAAUAUGCCCUUCCAACGAAUGCCCAUGAACAGCCGAAUGCCAUUCAUACCUGGGGUUAAUCCCUUUAUGAUGCCCGGGAUGAUGCCGCCAGGGAUGCAACAGGGUGGGGCCGUGCCAGGCAUGCCGCCACCCUUCUUUAGAGGGCCACCUCCAAUGACUGGUCCGCCUCCCACGAGCGUUCCAGCCGAUGCUAGUGCACCUCAAGAUGCUAACCAAACUGAAGUCAGUGGUCAAGCCACUGAAGGUAAUCUUGCAGCCGGAGCCGAGUCGGGGAAUGGGCCACCUGGCGAGAGUGCUCCGGCGGUCCAGGGUUCAGUCGAGUCCAGUUUCCAGGGUAAUCAAGUUAGCCAAGAAGGUCAGGGCGUAUCUGAAAGCCAAGACGGGCAGCAACCCCAAGUUCCUGAACAGUUUGGUGGGCAAAACGUGGGUCCAGCUGGCGUGCCUCCCUUUCAAGGGCAAGUCCCACCCCCCUUCCAAGGGCAAGGUGCGCCUCCGUUCCACAGUCAAGGUGCACCCCCAUUUCAAGGGCAAGGGCCCCCUCCAUUCCAAGGGCAAGGUGCACCUCCCUACGCGAAUACCCCUCAAUUUCAACAACCCUUUCAAGGACAACAGGGUCAACCUCCAUUCCAUGGUGACCAGCAAUAUCAGGGACCUCCUUCCUACCACGAACAAGGCGGUGGUCAGUGGGCCGCCCACCAGGACGCUCCAGAUAACCAAUGGAGACCCGAGGGUCGGUCUUGGGGUCCCGAAGGUGGCCAACGCAAUGAUAACUGGGGUAACGAUGAUGGACGAUGGGGUUCCCAAGGCGACCAAUGGGGGCACCAAAAUGAACAUUGGGAGCACGAGGACAGGCGGUGGGGCCGCGGGAAUGAUCGAAGGGGAAGACGUGAUAGGCGUAGCCAAGACGACUGGGGCCAUGACGAGCCGUACGACCGUCGCAAGCGUGGUCGUUUUGAUAACGAUUGGGGGCCACCUCAUGAUAGGCACCAGGGACCACCUCAUGACAGACACCAGGGGCCACCCCAUGACAGGCACCACGGUCACGAUCGGCAUCGAGAUCCUCCGUUUGACCAUCGCGGACCAGCUCACUUCGGUCGCGAUAACCCACCUAGAUUUGGACCACAAGGGCGGGGGCUGCCCCACAUGGACGAACAGUCAUCCCAUGGGCAGCCCUGGAUGCGCGAGGAGCCAAGAGGUAGGUGGGGUGAAGAUGAGACAGGAUACAGAGGCAACACCAUGGACGAACGACGCGGGUUUGAGGCGGAGCAGAAAGCUGAUGGGAAUGAUGCGAAUGGCCCGAGUGACGGUAGUCAUGAUGCCAUUCCUUCGCUAAUGGAAAGCCAGGUAAUAGAACCCCCGCAGGCGGUAGAGCCGUCAGUUGGGGAGUCCACCAUAGAACAAACCCCAGCCUCCCAAGAGGAAGUGGCUAAAGGCUGGGCCGAAAUAAACGAACUCAAGGCAAGACUAGCUAUGAAUAAGAACCAAGUUGGGGCACCCAAUGGUGCGAUGGCAGACCAGGCUCAAGGCGAUAUUCCCGAGGACAGUAAUUUGGGUAGCAGUGAGCCAGAAAUUAAGACUGAGCGAAUCGAGCAAAGUGUUGAUGUUGGACAGGUGGGAGCUUCGGGCGAGACAUCAGGAGAAGACAUGUCUGCAUCCUCGCUUCAACCUGAAGGUAGUGCUGUAAAUUUGGAGGGAACACCCAGCCAGGAGGAAGCUGUGUGUGUGAAAACAGAACCAGCUGACGAAGGUAUCAGUGAUGGACAGAGCGGGUCCUCGGGCGAGAACCCUGCAGAAAUGGUUGAACCGGUAGUAGAUAAGACAGAAUCGACCGACCAAGGCCUCGGCGAGGAUGCCGGUCAGAUUUCAUUAUCGGGUGAAACGACAUUUGAAGGUGAGGCGAUCGCAACCGAUGAAGCUAAAGAAAUUCAUGGAAACGUAGAAAUUUUGCCUGAGGUUGAUCCGAGCAAAAAUGAGCCCAGACCAACAGUUACCGCUCCAGAAACCUCGCUUGAAGAAAAAUCUGAUAUUACCUCCACGACUGCCGCUAGCCAUGAAAAAAUGAAUGAGGGUGAAAAAAGCAUUGUUAAAAGUGACCAAGAGGUGGAAGGAAUUGUAAGCGAACAUAAAACCACUGAUGAAGCUUCGGAGGUUGGAGAAACGUCUAAAACAGUUGGCGAGGAAAAAUCAGGGGAGUUAGGUGAGGGAAAAGAAGGAUCUGAUGGGGUAGAUAUGGGAUCAAGCGAGAUCAACACGGAAUCACAGUUGGGAUCGAAGGUUGAUAAGGUGGAAUCGAAUGAGUGUGUGAUGGGUUUGGGCGAGAUGGAGUCUGCCAUAGGGCUAGAAAGAGACAGCUUAGGAUUGGAAGACGAAAACGUGGGGUCAGAGAUGGCCUCCAUGGAGAUGAAGGCGGUGUCGGACGAAGGUGAGAUAGGAUCAGUCCAGACAAGCAUAUCUAAGAAUGUAUCGGAUAUGGACACAGACGUGGAUAACGUUGAGACAGGUGAGACUUCAUCACAAAAAGAAGAAAUGGAAUUUCCAGCAGAGGUCCAAAAUAUGGAAGAAACAUCGGCACCAGUUGACAGUAUCUCUGAAGAACGCGGAGCAGUCGCAUUAGCGGAUAAACCAACAGAACUUAGUGAAGUUUCAGAAACACAGGUGAGUGAAGAUGGAGAAAAGGACGGCGUUGAACUCUCGGAAACUCUGACCGAACCUGGAGCUGAAAUCCCGCACGAAAUUGAUAUUAGUUCGAAUGUCAACCCUGUCGUGACAUCCAAGCUGGGUAGCUCAACUACCUCGAUUGAUACGAAUGAAACCGUGGACGAUGGCCGUGAACAAACUGACGAGGUUGUAGAGACUUGAGGUCCUUUUCAUGAUAUCCUUUGACGCAAAUUGAACUAGAUUAAGUUUGAUGUAGUCUUUUGACAGUGCCGCCGUGAAGAAGUUAUAAAAUCUGCAUGCUCGGGUCUGUAAAUAAGGUAUCUAAGAAUCGUUAGGAGCUGUGUUUUGACAAUUUUUUAUACGCCCGUCCGUGCUCAAAGCUGUGCUAUGCGUGCUGGGAAAAUUACCUUGCGAGGAUACGAACUCCAUUUCGUGCUAUUGUGCGAUCGUGGAAAACGUUUUUUAAACAAUAAACACUCAGUUUUUAUUCAAAGAAGAUUUGCAUUCGAAAAUGGAAAUAUUGGAUGAUAAAUGAGGAUUAAAAUGUUGGUAAGCAGUAUUCGUUCAGCGUUUCAUUUGAAAAAACCAAAAAUUUUUGGGUGGUAAAUUAGGCUGAAAAUGUUUGUAUACAAUUUUUAAGCUUUACUAAAAAACUCCUACUAUAUUUCUGAAAAACUGCAUUCGAAUACAUAAGAAACGCCAAAAUUUGACCUAUUUCUUGAAAAUAUUCUACAAUGUUUUCUAUUCAAGUUGCAGAAAACUAAUGUGUUUCUAUUUCCUCCAAUGCGUCUAUUUUUGAUGUGAUUUUCUUUGUAUAAGAACUCUAAAUUAUUCGAACUAACAACAUUAAAGCAUUUACAUAUUCGUAAAACUGAUUAAUAAAUAAGUUAAUAAAUAACCCUAGUUUAUACGUGAACCAAUUACAGCACGCGUAUUCCGUAGAUUUGUUCUACAAAAACAUUAAUAAAAUCGGAAGACAGUCGAGUAUUAGUUUAGUUUCUAGACAUGGAAAAUUGAAAGUAGUUUAGAAAUAGCAGGCGGAUAGGUCGGCAAGAUUAAUUUCAAGGUAAAUUAGGAUCUUUAUUCCUAUCCCAAAAGUCCGCCACAACCACUUGCCAGGUAAAAGUAUAUGUGGCCUGAAAAUCUACGAAUAGGUAAAUAUUUUACUUUAGUCCGUUUUUUCCCAAGAUUGGGCAAUGCGUUUUUCCUAUUAUCGUGCUAAGUGGUACUUUAUAUCAAGUUACUUUGCUUCGGUAAGUCGGGUUUUGCGCUAAAAGUAUAAAAGACCAGCGUAUUAAAAGCAUGAUUCACUAAUUCUGCUUCGCUUUUUAGCCUAGGUUAAAUUUUUGUUUCGUUUUGUGAUUUAGAUGUAUUUUUGCAGGAUUUCAUUUUAGAUCUAAUCUUUUUAAGACUGAAUACAGUCAGAACAAACGGCUUCAAAGGUAUGUGACAAUUUAUACAUGUACCUUUAUUCAGUUUACCGCAAGAUGAAUAGUAAAGCAUCAGAAUAGAAUUGUAUUCGAGUUCUAUAUGGUGAUAUCGUCCUAUAUUUAAAUAUUAUCAUUGAUGGACCUUCUGUCGGGGAUUUAAAUGAAAUAAUACUCCCAAGAGACAAUAUAAUUACAUCAUCCCAAAGGGGAUAAUAUUUUAUUGAAUUUGCCGAUUGGAAGGUGAAGUAUAUAUUGACUCGUUUACUAUCGCGCGUGAGGCGUCCACGCGUGCUACAAGCAUACCCGGAUACUAUUGUAUACGUGCUAUAUAGUUCUGUACAUCUCAUUGCAUUUUCCGAUCAUAAACGAUGAAUAAGUAUGAAGCUGAGGUUUCCCCGAUUGCGAUAACGACGUUUGAAUCCCAAAGUUAAUUUUACCUAGUUCUAGCCAGUUCAAGAACAAGCUAAUCAAAUUUUACGCCUUACGGCUAGAAGUUGUGUAUACCGAUUGUAUAUAUAUAAAAAAAAUAGUUUUACCAUUAACUUGUGGCAGUAUAAGCUAAGCAAAAAAUGUAUUUUGAUAUAACUAAUAGCACAAAAUCUUGAAUAAAUAUUUUUGCCGUAAGGCUGAGUUCUAACGAUUCUAAGGCAACGCAGGAUUUUUUUAAAUGCACGAAAACCACAGGAAUAUUUUGAAAAAGUUAAUUUUGCAGUUGUUGUACCACAUUUGAUGCAAACUUAAAAGCUUAUCUAUAAACAAAUAAUACAACUUAAACAUAAAAAUCAUUUACAUUUCGAAUUGAAUAUCGUGUAGUGGGUCUAUUGUCCCAAAAUUCCUCAUUCUGUAAUAAGUAAUUUUCCUGAACAGAACUAAAUAAUUCCGACGCAUAGCACAGCUUUAGCCAAUGGGCAAUUACUCAAUCAACUAUCGUGUGCGCAAAAACCUAGCUUUGAGUUUUUGGGGCGCGUUUCAAUAAUAUAAAAAUAAGGCAGUUUAUAGACCUGUUAUAGUAGACGACACCUUGACAGAGUUCCUAAUUCGAAAUAUGAUCACACGACCUUAACUCGUUUAUUCCCUGGCAAGCACGCCGCAACAUCGAUAAUUAGGGGGGGGGGCACAUAUUUAUAUAUAUUCGAGUUCAGCCGUAUUGGUUUCUUUUGAAAUCGAUUGUUUUUACGGUCUGUGAACUUGAAUAUAUGAAUAAAUGCCCCCCCCCCUAAUUAUCAAUCUUCCGGCGUCCCUGUUUCCUGGUUAAGGCGAAAAUGCCAAUUAAAAUAAAAGCCAUUAUUAAUGAACCUUCAGCGACCCAGAACAGAGAAAAAACUUUAAGAUUGAUUUAGAACCUAAGGUUCGUGUGAUGUAAUAAUUCUUUCGUAUUCAGCCUUUGAAGUUCAUUAAUUCUAGCAUUGUUCCAGAUAGAUAGAACUGCCAUAUUCAGUGUAUUGUCAGAAUCUGACAAGCGCACUGUUAAUGGUUUGGGGAAUAUAAGCAUAUCAAUAAGCGUAAAUAUAAAUUACCGGUAAAGUUUUGCUGAUAAAAAUUUUGCCAUGAAUUAGUUUAUUUUGACAUCGUUUUGAGUUUUCAAUCACAGUUGGCUUUUCGUAUCAUAUGACAAAAAUUGAAGGUUUUGCCCACCCAGUCCUGUAGGGAAAAAUUGUCGUGCUUUCUUCAACAAAAUAGCAAAAGUUGAUUAGAUUUGUGUAGAGUUUGAAAGUCUGUAAUAUCAUGCACACUGCUAAAUGUAGCUUGUAAUAGUCUGUAAGGUAUGUUUUGAAAUGUAGGCUUAU
Molecule: messenger RNA, 8437 nt
Organism: Dendronephthya gigantea
Lineage: Eukaryota; Metazoa; Cnidaria; Anthozoa; Malacalcyonacea; Nephtheidae
Product: splicing factor, arginine/serine-rich 15-like
Exons: 15
Coding region: 82-5421 (1779 amino acids)
Cellular component (GO): nucleus
Molecular function (GO): RNA binding
Source: RefSeq, a predicted model, not a curated record